Messenger RNA from Melopsittacus undulatus (budgerigar), 1238 nucleotides. RefSeq names its product N66 matrix protein-like. Bases 390 to 1238 code for a protein of 282 amino acids. The transcript has 5 exons. The record is from RefSeq and is a predicted model, not a curated record. Lineage: Eukaryota; Metazoa; Chordata; Aves; Psittaciformes; Psittaculidae.
AGUGCCCCAUUCAGACCCAUAAGUGCCCCCUCCAGCCCCAUAAGUGCCCCCUUGUGGCCCCAGGCCUGCCCCCCAUCCUGCCCCACUGUGGCAAUGGGCAAGGGGGCAAUGGGGGCAAGGAGGUGGGAAGUAGGGGCAAGAGAGGCAAUGGGGGCAAUGGAGUCAAUGGGGGCAACCAACCACUCAAUGGAGUCAAUGGAGGCAAUGGAGUUAAUGGGGGCAACCAACUACACAAUGUGGGCAACCAAGUCAAUGGAAGCAAUGGAGUCAAUGGAGGCAACCAAACACUCAACGUGGGCAACCAAGCACUCAAUGGAGUCAAUGGGGGCAAUGGAGUCAAUGGAGGCAACCAACAACUCAAUGGGGGCAACCAAGUCAAUGGAGUCAAUAUGGGCAACCAACCAGUCAAUGAAGGCAAUGGAGUCAAUGGAGGCAACCAACAACUCAAUGGGGGCAACCAAGUCAAUGGAGUCAAUGGGGGCAAUGGAGUCAAUGGAGUCAACGUGGGCAACCAAGUACUCAAUGGGGGCAACCAGACACUCAAUGGAGGCAAUGGAGUCAAUGGGGGCAACCAAGCACUCAAUGGAGUCAAUGGAGUCAAUGGGGGCAACCAGACACUCAAUAUGGGCAACCAACCAGUCAAUGGAGGCAAUGGAGUCAAUGGGGGCAACCAAGCACUCAAUGGGGGCAACCAAGUCAAUGGAGUCAAUGGGGGCAACCAAGCACUCAAUGGAGUCAAUGGAGUCAAUGGGGGCAACCAGACACUCAAUAUGGGCAACCAACCAGUCAAUGGAGGCAACCAAGUCAAUGGAGCCAAUGGGGGCAACCAAGAGGUCAAUGUGGCCACUCCGGACCUGAAUGGGAGCAAGCAGCUGAUGGAUGUGGGUGCCCAAGAGGUCAAUGGGGGCACCCAUAACAUCAAUGGGGGCAGCCCCAUUGCCAUCAAUGGGGGGAGCCCCAUUCCCAUCAAUGGGAGCCCCAUUCCCAUCAAUGGGAGCCCCAUUCCCAUCAAUGGGGGGAGCCCCAUUCCCAUCAAUGGAACCCCCAUUCCCAUCAAUGGGAGCCCCAUUCCCAUCAAUGGGAGCCCCAUUCCCACCAAUGGGAGCCCCAUUCCCACCAAUGGGAGCCCCAUUCCCAUCAAUGGGAGCCCCAUUCCCAUCAAUGGCAGCCCCAUUCCCAUCAAUGGGGGGAGCCCCAUUCCCAUCAAUGCUCCUCGUCGACAUCAACGUCGCCAUUGA